Elaeis guineensis (African oil palm) is the source of this 1025-nucleotide messenger RNA. RefSeq lists its product as uncharacterized. The record is from RefSeq and is a predicted model, not a curated record. Gene Ontology annotation, molecular function: SNARE binding. Gene Ontology annotation, biological process: lysosome localization; lysosome organization; endosome to lysosome transport. Lineage: Eukaryota; Viridiplantae; Streptophyta; Magnoliopsida; Arecales; Arecaceae. Gene Ontology annotation, cellular component: BORC complex; BLOC-1 complex; synaptic vesicle.
UCCCCACAUCUCAACUUGCCCAGCUGUUCCACCGCCGUAGUUCCGCAGUCUCUUGAUGGGAAGUGCACUCCAUGGACGGCGGAGACCUCCCGUCCACUGACUGCUCGUCGGAGCCUCUCGCAACGGGCGGGGAGGCGGCGGUGGCCAGGGCGGAGGAGUUUGGGCACCCCCAGGAAGGAUGCGAGGCCCUGGCGAGGGCAAUCUCCUCGACGCUGGGGGAUGUGAUGAGGGAGUUCGAUGGCAGAGCGGAGGGCGCGGCUCGGAGCCAGGACGAGCUCAUUCGCUCCAUCGAUCGUCUCACCGGAGAACUAGAUAAGCUAUUAGAAGAUGCACCCUUGCCAUUCAUUAUGCAACAUGCAAUGAAGAUCUCCUCUAUCCAUAAGAGAGUUUCAGCAUUGAACUUGCUCUUGAAGUCGAUACAGAGGCGCAUUGAUAACAUAGAUCGAAUGCUUUCGACAGGUGUACCGAAUGGUGAUAAUGUGCCACCAGAUAUAGUGGAAACAUCAUCACUGACUUUGUAAUUCUGGUAUUUUCAUUUUUCUGUUUAGGGCCCAUGGUAUCUGAGCUCCAUUUUUGAAACUCAAGACUGAUCCAAUUAAUUUCCACGUAUAUGUAAUUUAUAUGGUAAAGAAAGUAUAUUUCAAGAUGAUGGAAGAAUUGCCAUGGCAUGAUACACUUCAAUGCAGAACGUCAUAAAAUUUCUUCUUUUGUUCCUUUAAUAAUAAAUUGCAGUCCAUUAUACCCCAUGGUUUGGAGGAGUUUGUCUCUAAUGUUUACAUUGAUGAUGACCUUGCUAAUGCAGCACCAGCUGAAAUUUCUUAAAGGAAUGUCACUGUAAAUAUGUCCGAUUUUACCUGGAAAACUUUGAAGACGAGAUUUUAGUUUGGAGAAUUCAGACAAGAUCAUUCCUUUUCACUUUAUCUUAUAUUUUUGAAAGAUGAUUGUAUAAGAUCUGUAUUUGACUUGUAUACCUUUUCACCCAGGGUUUUAUUAUUGUUGAAUGAAAGGUAUGCUUUUAAACUGCA